AUGGCCAUCACAAAUGGACACGCGCCCCUCCCGCCUCCUGUGGAAGGCGCGUGCAGCUCCCUUGGACCAGAAGAACAUUGGAUCACCCACAAUGUCAGGCCAGUCAGUGCCGACAACACUGUACGUCCUCCCCUCCCCCGCUGUCCUCCACUCGCCCUGGAUCCCCGCGGCGAGCCUUGCGGCCUUCUGCGCGGAGCUCCUACACUGGCGGCUUCUGCGUUACCGAUUCGCGGUGCGCCGAAGGUGGAGUACGACACGGCGGAGGCUGACUUGUCCUAG
Messenger RNA from Sparassis crispa, 279 nucleotides. RefSeq lists its product as hypothetical. The record is from RefSeq and is a predicted model, not a curated record. The coding region runs from base 1 to 279 and encodes 92 amino acids. The transcript has a single exon. NCBI's taxonomy places the organism in Eukaryota, Fungi, Basidiomycota, Agaricomycetes, Polyporales, Sparassidaceae.